CAGUGCCGAGCCAUCAUGGCGAACCCUCGGAAAUUCAGUGAAAAGAUCGCUCUUUUGAAUCAGAAACAGGCGGAGGAAACUGCUGCGUUCGAGGCAAUCAUGCGAGAGGUUUCCGAUGUCACAAGCCGAGUUGCUGGAGUGGCGUCAGCGAGCAACUCGGUGGUAGCGAGUCCUACGGGUUGCGGUAUUUCGGUGGAAUCGUCGGGAGGAGGAGGUAUAAUGUCGGUGAAGAGUGCGGGAGCGAGUCCUCCGUUGCAACAAUUGUCGUCCGCGACAGCGAAAAUAGCAACGGGAAAUCACCUGCGUAUAAACCAGUUGGGGAAUCAAUUUAAAGCUGGCGGUUCCUUGCCGAACGUCAACAACAAUAACACCGGCUGUAACACGAGUAACAAUCAUCAUCAUCAUCAUCAUCUUCAGAGUAACAAUAACAAUAACAACAAUAACAACAAUCACUGCACAAUCACGUCGGCUUGUUCUUCGUCCUCGUCGUCGUCGUCGUCGUCUUGCCCAAUGGCGACAACAACAACGACGACAAUAACUACGACAACGACGGCGAUAACGACUAAAAAUAUUACCACAGUUUCAAGAGGUAAUUCGGUAUCGGUCCAAGCGACGUCCUGCACGCAACAAAUCGUUGACGUUAAUCCCUCGAUAUCGUGCUCCUCCUCGUCGAUGAUCAGCAACGUUCGAAUCACAAAUGUGGAUGCGAUUUCCAACGACGAUACUGCAAAUAUAACAGCCUUAGCGACAGCAAAAACGAUGAACAAUAACAGUAACAACAAUAACGACGACGAUCAAAUGCACAGACUUAAUCAAACUAUAACAACGGACAGAUGUUGUUGUUCGUCGUCAUCGUCGCCCGCGGUUGCAAAUUCUUCUUCUUCUUCUUGUUCCUCUUCCUCUUCUUGUUGUUCAUCUUCAGCAGCAGGGCUUAAAAAUCAUACAGAUGUUACUGCUGUUGCUGUUGCUGCUGCUGCCGCCGCCGCUGCUCCUACAGCAACGGCUACCACUAUUUUUCCUGCAACUUUAUACUCCGUUGAUAUUAAGACUGCGCUAAAUCAUCCCGAGGAAAUACAAAACAAUUCCAUGAUGUACCGAACCACGUCAGACCGCAGUCGAUCCGUUGGAGGACCGAUGCGAUCUCGUCCUGCCGAAAAGAGGCACGAUACCUCACCUUACAGCGGGGUACCUUAUCUGUCACCUCCUCCGCCAGAUACCUGGCGCAGAACCAAUUCUGACUCCGCUCUUCAUCAAAGCGUUAACGAAUCCUGCCAGAUGCCUUCCUCCAUGCCUCACCGGCGAGGUAGCGAUGCGUACCCACACAUGGGAGUUAUGGGAAACGAGCACAGAGAUUCGCAUCGUGGCUUUAUGGAGAGGCCGAGAUCUUCUUGCGAAAUGCCCAGAGUACCUGGAAUAAACAUUUAUCCGAGUUCUCAACCGCCGGGGCAACAAAUUCCUAUAGGAAAUAACACGGGAUCUUUACCAGAUUUAAGCAACGUUCAUUUUCCGCCACCGUUACAAGCCCCUCUCGACCAGGAGGAACAUUCGAGUAGUACGCCGUACAGUAACAGCCCUCAGACAAGCAGUCCUACGACUCUGUCGCCAACCAGCUUACAACAAGCUGGAAGGCUAUCCUUUUCGCAAGAUCACAGCCCGGCACACGCCCAAAACCAUUUAUCAGUGCCUGUUAACUCUAGGUUUCUACACACAUGCAAGGGUGUUGCGUUGGACAACAGCACAAGUACUUCACAACAGGAUCUUCAUUCUUAUACGCAACCACCGCCGCCAGCUCACAGUCCUCAACAUUUUAUUUAUCAGCCACCGCAUAGUCCGGUGCCACCACCGAGCCCUAAAUCAUCGCAGUCACAUCAACCGGUGAAUUCCUUAGGGUCCUACCGAACUCCACAAACGGUAAACAGGCCCUCACCCCAAUCGUCUCCAAGUUUAACCGUUCGGAGUCCGUUAAGUUAUAGCAAUAAUCCGUCUGCACCUCCGAGCCCCACGGGACACCUGGGCCAGCCGAAUUUCACUACGAACAGUUUAGAUCAAAAUAACUACUUGCCUGACCAAAACCAGGCAGCGGCCCUUCAACAGCACUUCGAGCAAUUCAGCAUGGGAGUGGAUUGGGCGCAUUUAGUCCAGCAGCUUAUGGAAUCUGGCUGCGCGUGGACUACACAGCUAGAGAUGGACUCACCUGUGGCACCGACGUCGGGUACUUAUAUCAGCUCACCGAGUCACACCAGUUAUACUCAAAGCGAAAUGAUCAACGUUGGUGGAGAAAUGGGUGGUGGAGACGCUGGGUAUUUUAGUACUAGUCCACAAUUGGCGUAUCAACCUCGAACACCUACGUCAAGUCAACAACUGACACCACAGACACCAAAUACCCCAACUAUUAUACUCACUGAUUUUUCAGGCAACCAUGGUCUUUCAAGUUCGGAAUAUGUAAAAGACUACCACGGUACAGAGAUGACGAGUGAUUUUGAUCAGAAUCUAUUCCCUUCAGACGAUGCGCUUAGACAGGGUUUGGAUCCCAUUGAUUUUGGUGAUCUACAAAUGCUCACUGAUCCUGACAUGGUGAUCGACCCAACUGCCGAAGAUCACUUUAGAUUAGAUCGACUCUAAGAUGAAAAAAUUGUACUGAUUCGUGCGAAUUUUAUUAUUCUUGGAUAAAAUAAUGACGACUUGGUGUGUUACGACUCAAGACACUUUAGCUAAUGGGGAAUUUUUGGAAAUUCGUUAUAUUUCUGGUAAUUCGUUGGUUGAAAAAACAAAAAGAAUUAAUUUUGAAACGUUGUAAGAAACAUUUAAUUGUUAAAAUAUUAUUCAAUUACUUUUUUCAUCUCUCGUUACAGUUAUAAAUUCUGUUAAUUUCGGUGGAGUCACGAUGUUUUCGUUUAUUCGGUAUUCCCAUUAAAAUUUCAUAUCAAAAUUGAAACUUCAUACAAGUUGACCGACAAAAUAGGGUGCAGAGAUUCUCUCAGCUCAUAAUCGCAACGACGUCGAUGUCAUCAAAUUACUAGAAAUACUUGAACGAUCUCAAAACCCGUUCGUGAUAAAUUGUUAAUUGAAGAUUAAGCAACAGAUCUUGAUUAACUUUUUUUUUUCUUUUUUAUUUUAUACUACUUUGUAUAUUGUACUAUGUAUGAUCUCUAAGGAUGCACAAAAGAAACCGUUUACUGAUUUAUACAUGCUUUUGUCAUACGCAAGUGUAGUAAAUUUUAAUACAUUACAUGGCGAGGGAUAUCUGAAAAAAAAGCACUGAACGCAUAAAGACACACUACUAAGAUUAUAAACACAUUAACUGUGUUUUAGUGAGAUGGGUUAAGUGUAAAAAUGAUGGUGAUUCUGAUUUUUAUUACUUCCUGGGCACAUUUUGGAUACACUUACAAUAAGUUUAAGCUCGUAACAUGGUCAUCUUUGAGUAGAAAUAAGAAGUUUGAUAUCACGUUUAGCUUUAGGAUGUAUCCCAAACUCAAGGUCACGUUGAAACAACUUUUUUGUACCUGAGAAACUGUAUAAUAACUAGCUCUCCACCUCGUAGUCAACGAUUUGAGUCAAUGUGAUUUAUAGCGUCGAAUUAGGCGCAACCAGAGGUAGGCACUUCAUUUAAUAACUUUCUAAUUGUUAUCAAGUAAUCCCAAACCUAUGUGGAACUUCGAUCUAGUACCUCUCAGGUACAGAGUUAUACACAUAAUAAUAGGCUCGCAGACACAGAUUUUAAGAAAGAAGGAAAAAUACAAAUGAAUAUCAAGGAAAAUCUAUGUGAAAUAUCAAACGACCCGAUGCUAGUUGCAUAAAGUAGGGUUUUCAAUUUACGAAAGAAAAAUAUGAAUUGAAUAAUGAGGAAAUCUCUGACUCGUCAAGUUGAAUUUGUCUCUCACCGGAAGUGGGGCCUUUGGUAAAACAUAUUUGCAAGAAAACCCUCCGAGGUUGUCAAUUGAUUUUUGAAAGUAAUAUGUCGUACUUUGUAUACCUUUGACUAAUCAUUUCAUUGUGAAAUUUAAACUUUAAAUCUCAUUCGAACACACUAAAUAAAUGAAAACAAUAAGCGACGACGACAUUUAUAUCCCACUUAUAAAACAAGCAGAAACAAAAAAAUAUACACGCAUCACUAAAACAUACAUUCGAAUAUGGUAUGUUCACAAACUCUACUAUAAUAGUAUCGCCUACUUCUAUUCUAUCAUUAAGAUAGGUAAUUAGGAAUUUAAUAUGUCUGUACGUGCAAGAUUUUUUUCAUGCGUUGGAUACAGUCCAGCAAGACUCGUUAUUCAAUAAUCGGUAUAAUAAUUAUAGGUUACCUGGACAGUUAGGUGUAUCGUAUCGUCUCUUGUAUCGAAUCUAAUUGUGCAAUGGUUGCAUGUACCGGCAUCAGUUUUCUUAUUUUUCUUUCUUGAUGUUUCGUCCUGUUUUCUUUUGAUUUUCACUUCACAUUUUCACCUUUCAAAGCCCACAUGCUCGCGAUUAUUCUACUUUUCAUUUGCCGAACGACAGUUAUGGUUGAAAAUCAGAACGUGCCCCAUGGAAUUUCGAAUCGUCACUGCUUACAGAUUUGAUGCUGAAACAAAAACAUGUAUAUAAACAACUUCGUUACGUUGGCAACCUCUCGAUAAUUCGUUCUCUUUUGUUUUUCAUUCAAUUUGAAUUUUCAAAUUCUCACAUCACAAUCGUCUAUCAUCUACGCGUAUAGAAGACCUAAGGUUUUUGCCGCUGAUCACUAAAAAUUUCUAUCAAAUGUUGUAAAAAAAUGUUUUUUCCUUUCAGUUAUUUUAUAUAUGAUUACUAUUCGCCACGAUUUAUAUACAUUAUUUUAUGCGUAUGUUAGUUAAGUGGAUAUACAUGAAAAAGAAUACAUAUAUUGACACGAACAUUUAAAUAUUGUUAAAUUUUUAAACUCGUUAGUUUAGAAGAUCGUUAUUUAUUUAUAAGUUGAAUAAUACGUUUUUAUUUCAUAUUUUAAGAAACUUUAUGCAUGUGUAGAAUAUUCAUACAUAUGUAAAACAGGUAUACAUAAAUUGAUGAAAAUCAUUCGGUUGGGCGAGUUAGGAAAAAAGAAAAAAUUUAUUCUAGCGGCAAAUACCUUGGAUCGAUGCAAUAUCGAUUUCUAGAAUGCAUAAUACAUACCAACAUACAUUAUACGUAUAUAAAAUAAAAUUUAUUGAUCGUUGUCUCUCACAAAUUUUAAUAUAUUAACCUUGGCAGGUUACUAAAGUAGAUUAAUAUUUUGCAAUUUUUCCUACAAUUAUCUAUCUAUAGUAAUGAAAAAACAUGAUGAAUAAAUUAGAGGAAAAAAAAACCGAAAAACAAUACAAAAAAACAUACAUAUAAUCAAACAAAAAUGGAAGAAAGAAGACAAAAAAAAUAAAUAAUAUUAUUAAUAUUAAAAUAAAUAUGUGACUAUCUUUAUCAUAAAGUGCCAAAAGUGUAUCUAUUGCUGAAUUAAGUCGUGCACUUUGAGAUGUCAAUUUACUAUAGUAACUUUGACUGAGAUACAGUGCCCCAUCCCCAUGAGAAAAAAAUAAGAAAAAAAAAGAAUAAAAAUAUUAUAAGUCUUUGUUAGAAUGUAUAAAAAAGACAGUUCAAUAUACACAUAGAAGAAAGGAAAGGAAAGGAAAGCAAGAAUAAACGAAAGCAAAAAAGAAAGAAAACGAGAAUAGGAAAGAAAUAUAUAAUUACUGUUUUCUGUGUAGUACUUAAAUAUUUAGAAUUACGUUUUCCAUUAAGGAAUAAAUCAAAGAAAUUAAUGAAUCAA
Messenger RNA from Athalia rosae (coleseed sawfly), 5749 nucleotides. It is a transcript of the gene Crtc, whose product is annotated as CREB-regulated transcription coactivator 1-like. The transcript has 15 exons. Gene Ontology annotation, cellular component: cytoplasm; nucleus. Gene Ontology annotation, molecular function: cAMP response element binding protein binding. Lineage: Eukaryota; Metazoa; Arthropoda; Insecta; Hymenoptera; Athaliidae. The record is from RefSeq and is a predicted model, not a curated record. Gene Ontology annotation, biological process: positive regulation of transcription by RNA polymerase II; protein homotetramerization. The coding region runs from base 16 to 2622 and encodes 868 amino acids.